Messenger RNA from Dicentrarchus labrax (European seabass), 1501 nucleotides. RefSeq names its product dual specificity protein phosphatase 22-B-like. NCBI's taxonomy places the organism in Eukaryota, Metazoa, Chordata, Actinopteri, Moronidae. The transcript has 7 exons. Bases 278 to 862 code for a protein of 194 amino acids. Gene Ontology annotation, molecular function: protein tyrosine/serine/threonine phosphatase activity. The record is from RefSeq and is a predicted model, not a curated record. Gene Ontology annotation, biological process: regulation of cell population proliferation; positive regulation of JNK cascade; transforming growth factor beta receptor signaling pathway. Gene Ontology annotation, cellular component: cytosol.
CCUCAGACACGCAGCAGUCGGGACGUGAGCUGCGGACACGUCAAAGGCUUUAUGAUAUCCUGGGGCACACAAAAAGAGUCGUCAGGGGUGGUUUGAGAACGAUGGGACGCAGCGACAGCUCGUGACUGAUUGUACUCCUGUGGAGAGGGCUUGGCCAGAGCGAAACACCUCUGGAGCACUAGAUGACACACAGCUCGAGCAGCUUUAAAAAACUGGUGAAAAAAAUUGAAAUUGUGUCCUGAAGCUGAGGUGCUUUUCUUGAGAAUUCUUGGCGGACAUGGGUAAUGGAAUAAACAAGGUCCUGCCUGAUCUUUAUCUAGGAAAUAUCAAAGAUGCGAGAGACGGAGAACUGUUGGCAAAGCACAACAUCACCCACAUCUUGUCCAUCCAUGACACAGCUGCACCCAUCCUGGAGGGCAUGACGUACCUGUGUAUAUCUGCUGCUGACCACUCUAAGCAGAACCUGACUCAGUACUUCAGAGACAGCAUCAUGUUUAUCCACGAGUCCCGACUGAAAGGAGAGGGCUGCCUCGUCCACUGUGUUGCAGGAGUGUCCCGCAGUGUGACUCUGGUGGUGGCUUACAUCAUGACAGUGACCGGUCGCGGCUGGGUGGAGUCCCUGGCGGCGGUGAGGGCAGCUCGGCCGUGUGCGGGGCCGAACCUGGGCUUCCUCAGGCAGCUGGAGGAGUUUGAAAACACAGAACUGACAGAAUAUCGGGCCUGGUGGAAGGACCGAUACGGGAAGAAGAACUCGUUCAAUGACGAUGAGGAGGUGAAAACCCUUUUAACUCAGAAGUCUAACAACAGCAGCAAGACCAUAACGACCAGCAUCACUCCUGCACUGGGCACCAGUGGCACCUGAAAGAACGUCUUCCAGUCAGUCUCGUUUUUCCUUGAACUUGAACAAGCUUCUGCCCGGACCAUUUAACCCACCGAGACCAGACCAGCUGUCUUUAUCGUCCAUCCUGCAGAUAAAAAAGCCACAGCAGGGGUCUGCUUUCGUUUUAUUGUUGCGAUAUGUUGAAUCUCAUGUUUGCAGAAGUAGUCAUGUGAUGGGAGGGGGUUUUUAUGUCAUCAUCUCUGUCCCCCUCGUCAUGUCAUGUCCUUGCUUCUAACUGUCAAAACAACAUGCAAGGGCAGUCAAGCACAACACCAACGAAAUAUGUACAUACAGUCCACAGUGUGAACACACAUUUAGCUGUGUGCACUCCCCGUCAGUUAUGUUAUGCUGUGUCCUCUACUUGAAAUAUGAGUAUUACUUUCUGUAGACACUGUGGAAGCUGAAGAAACGCUGUAUCUUCCAGUAACACAGGGCCAGAGGCAGUAUUUAUACAUUUAUAACUGUUUUAUUCCUUAAUUGAACGUAUUAUUGUUGAAUUAUAUUAUUUUUGUUUUAAUGUCAUCAGCUUGUGGAGUUAAUGAUUCACACCGACAUUUAUUUUACACAUGUGAAUUUGCAUUUUAUUUAAUUAAAUACCCAUUAAAGUGAGAUUUAAUUUGU